Molecule: messenger RNA, 1880 nt
Organism: Neodiprion fabricii
Lineage: Eukaryota; Metazoa; Arthropoda; Insecta; Hymenoptera; Diprionidae
Exons: 10
Coding region: 136-1650 (504 amino acids)
Biological process (GO): protein peptidyl-prolyl isomerization
Molecular function (GO): peptidyl-prolyl cis-trans isomerase activity
Source: RefSeq, a predicted model, not a curated record
CGUGCGGAAGUUCCACAGAUAGAGAUAAAACUCGCAGGCCUCUUGACUACGAUAGAUUUUCAAAAGGCCCGAUUAAUAGCUAAUAAAUUACACGAUCAUUUACCCUUCCGAUUUUCUACACCCGAAAUAAGAGCGAUGCUGCAGGUUGACUGGCACGAAUACAUGAAGAAAAUGAAACCGCGAAUUGGAAAUCGCGUAUGGUUAUCCAACAGACAGGUAAUGGUUUUUUUAAACAACGAGUACAUCGGUAACGACAAAGACUUUGCAGAUUACAUAAGCGAAAGCUACGUAUUUUGCUUACCGACAACAGGGGGUUACUAUCAAGACCUCAUAACGCAACAAUUUCAAGAAUAUAUAGAAAACUCCGGAAGGGAUUUUGUCUACUUCACAUUCACUAUCAACAAUCAAACGAUAGGCUCUUUCCUUUUCGUGCUGUUCUCAGAUCUGCUGCCUCGUACUUGCAAGAAUUUCUUAGAUCUAUGUAUUGGAGAUCAAGGCCACACGAAGGACGGUACCCGCUUACAUUACAAAAAUACGAUCGUCCAUCGUAUUGUCGAAAAUGGAUGGCUGCAGUGCGGAGAUGUAGAACUAAUCCGUGGAGGUGGUGGAACAGCAACAAAUGGUGCUGUGAUUCCUGACGAAACGUACUGCGUACCCCACAAUCGGCGCGGAGUUCUUUCAAUGGCAAACAACGGGAAGGACAGCAAUGGGUCUCAAUUCGUUGUUUCCUUGAAAGCCAAUCCAUGGAUGGACUACUAUUACGUUGCCUUCGGGCAAUUGGUCGAUGGGGUAGAAACGUUGAAAAAGAUUGAGCAGGUUCCAACUUUAUUCGAGAAACCAUUAAGGCGAAUAGUUAUCUCUCGCUGUGGACAAUACUUCUUUGGAGAAGAACCAGACAUGGAGGCUGGACCCGAUGCCUUUGUCAAACAUGCUAUUGAAUUAUCUACUCCGAUGCCACAAGGGGAGUGUCCGGGUCCCUGUCCUUACAUUUAUCCCGGAUAUCCAGGCAUCGAUCCGUGGCUUGAUAAUGUCGCUGACAAAUUGGAUGAUCGUGACACAAUCUCUCUUCUUAUGGCGGAACGGUAUUUGUCCGGUCUUUACACUCUUGCGACCGACUAUCUGCCAGGAACUGAUAUGCUUUUGCCGGAGAGGCAGAAGGCGAGUCCAGCUAUGGAGUUGAAUAUAGAUAUGAACCAGGUUUGCCCUGGUCGCGAAUCAGGAGAGGGUGCAGAAUUUUCAUUCGACUUCGCCACAUCAAGUGACGAGGAAAAACUAGCUCUCAUACGUGGAGUUGGUAAAGAAAUUGUUGCCCAAGCUUUGAAUGCCUGUGAUGAUGAGGCAAAUUUGGAACGAAUGUCGAUGGAUAGUGUGGGUACAGCACAAUGGAUUCUUGAACUAGCUUGCGAAGUUGCAUCUGCGGCUCUUGCCAGAGUUAAUCGUAUCGAAAGCCGGGAGUUACGCGAACAAGAAGAUUGCCAAAAAGUGUUUUUGAGUGAGGAAGUGAAAAAGAUUACUGAAGGAUUAGUGACACCGGACGGUAUGUCACUCGUGGAAGAAGUACUGAAGGAAGCCUUGUUACACGCGGUUGAAUUGGGAAAGGAUCCAGAGGAUUCGGAAAUAGCCUCAGAAGCUGUAGUAGGUGAUGAGUGAUCUUUGUUUACUUUUUUACGAACAAGAAAAAAAAAAAUUAAAAUAUCCUAAUAGAUUGAAUUAUUACGUGUUUAGACAACUUGUUACCAAGUUAAACGCGGAUUACUAAUUUUACAAAAGUAAAAAGUGAAUAAACAUUCUGAACAUGACGUAAUUUAAAUUUAUGUAUUAGUUGAGAAAUAUAUUUACAUGUAUCGCAGAUCAAAGAUACAACUUAUAAUCGAUAAAAC